Molecule: messenger RNA, 3136 nt
Organism: Carassius auratus (goldfish)
Lineage: Eukaryota; Metazoa; Chordata; Actinopteri; Cypriniformes; Cyprinidae
Product: zinc finger protein 239
Exons: 3
Coding region: 241-1428 (395 amino acids)
Biological process (GO): regulation of transcription by RNA polymerase II
Molecular function (GO): RNA polymerase II cis-regulatory region sequence-specific DNA binding; DNA-binding transcription factor activity
Source: RefSeq, a predicted model, not a curated record
GUUUUUAGCAUUGACAGCGUUUAAAUGGAUACAGAGCGUUCAGUCUUAUUGUUUUUACAAGCUCUGUAAAAUGAAUUACAUUUGAUUGAAUGUAAUGUUUUAGUGCUUUAUCUAGCGAUAAAGCACAUAUAUUUUUUCUGAGUAAAGCGCAUCCACACAUGAGUAACAAAAGGACAGUGUCCAAACACCGAAAAACUCCCGCUGAAGCAACUGAGAUCCACGUGACGCACCAUUAUAAAGAUGGAGUUUAUUAAGGAUGAGACUGAAGAGGAAAGGCUUGUAGAAGUAUUCCGCGUGAAACAAGAAGAUACUGAGGAACAAAUUAAGAUUGUGUUUAUUAAAGAGGAGAGCGAAGACACGAGUUAUGAAGAAGCUUUCGGAGUCCAACAUGAAGAUAUUGAGACACAAACAGAGAUGGUGUUUAUUAAAGAGGAGAGCGACGACAUGAGUGAUGAAGAAACAUUCAGAGUCCAACAUGAAGAUACUGAGACACAAACAGAACUGAAUCAGCUAAAAGAGAUGAGUCACGAACUGAAGGAAAUGGAAGAGAAUAAUCCAUGUGAGAAAGAUUAUUUAAUAACUGAAGAAAUAAGUUGCUCAUAUACAAAAAAUAAUUCCCAAAAAAGAGCUCGGAAGGCAGAAGCUAAAAGUCAUUUUACCUGCCAACUGUGUGGAAAAAGUUUUGCUCGAAAAACAAACCUUAAAGUCCACAUAAAAAGACAUACUGGAGAAAAGCCUUUCGCAUGCAAAGAGUGUGAGAAAAGUUUCACACACAAAGCAAGCCUUAACGUUCACAUGAGGAAUCACACUGGGGAAAAGCCUUACACCUGUCAGCAGUGUGGAGAAAGUUUUAAACGUAAAGGAAACCUUAAUUGCCACAUGAAAAUUCAUUCUGGUGAGAGCCCUGACAACUGCCAACAGCAUGGAAAGAGCUUUGAUCAACAAGGAAAGCUUAAAGUAAACAUGACAUUGCACACUGUAGAAAAGCAUUUCAUCUGCCAACAGUGUGGAAAGAGUUUUGACCAACAAGGAAACCUUAAAGUCCACAUGAGAGUUCACACUGGAGAAAAACCUUAUACCUGCCAACAGUGUGGAAAAAGUUUUACUCAAAAAGGAACAUAUAAUGUUCACAUGAGAAUUCACACUGGAAAGAGCUCUUUCGCCUGCGGUCUGUGUGGGAGGAACUUCACACGAAAGAACAAUGUUAAGACUCACAUGAGAAUUCACACUGGAGAGAAACCUUACACUUGUAAACAGUGUGGAAAGAGUUUUACACAUAAAGGACACAUUAAUACCCACAUGAGAGUCCACACUACAGAGAAGCCAUUUUCAUGCGAUCAGUGUGGAAAGAGUUUCAAAUGUAAAAUACACCUUAAUAAUCACAUGGGGAUUCACACUAGAGAGGACUUUUAUAUGCCAUUAUUGUGAAAGGAGUUUCACACAAAAAAAAACAUCUUAAGAAUCAUGUAAAAAUUCUCAUAGCAGAGAAUGUGCCAUCAUUGUGGACAGUUACACAAACAUUGGAAAACUUAUGGAUAGGUAAUUCACACACGCACACGUGUUAAAUUUCUCUCGAUAAUUAAUUUAAAUGCUAUAAUCCAAAAAAAAGUGAUCUUACCACACUACUUCAUCUAUGUGUUUCAUAUAAAGCAAGAAUAAUGAUACAUCUAAUAAGCCACAAAUUACAAAAAAUAUUUUUACACUUCUGGUCAUAUAUUGUAUUGCAAACAUGAACAGCUUGAAGUUCUUAAUGCUUUGCGUUCAGGUGGUUCUUUGUCUCUACAUUGUGCAUUAAAGUAAUUUAAUGCACAACUAGCCAUGGAAUAUCCUUUACAAAAAACAUGGCAUUUUAUCAUUCAUUCCUAAUGCAGGUUCAAGGGUUCACAUACUCCGCCAGCUUCGCCAGGCAAAAGAGGAUGCUUACAGUAGUGAGGUUAAAAGCCUUGUACAAACAAACAAAAGCACACUGACAAAAGACAUCAGAGUGGCGAAGUUACUUGAAAAGCUGAAAAAACUGUUUUCUAUCCGUGAGCCUGCAUCAGUUUGGAAUUCCUUCAAAACUAUUACCAGCUACAAGAUGCCAUCCCCCAGCACUGAGGUGAAUCAACAACUGGCUGAAGACCUGAAUGAGUUCUACUGCGGGUUUGAAUAGCCUGGUCUCACAUCUCUCACCUGCUCUGACUGUCUCUCCACACAACCUUUAAACAUACCCCGUUCCUCCCACCUACUGCUUCCUAGCCUGCACUCAAGAUCUGUGAGGAAGAUGUCUGUAGAGACUUCAGAAAAAGUAGAAAAAAGUAAAGCCUAAAGCCCAGACAGUGUCUCACCAGCCUGUCUCAAAGCCUGUGUGAUACAUCUUCAGAUCACUGGAGCUGUAUGAAGUCCCCUCCUGCUUCAAGUGCUCUAACAUCAUCCCUAUAAUAAAGAAACCAAAAAAUCCCAGGGCUAAAUGACUAUAGACUUAUUGCCCUUAAAUCUGUGGUCAUGAAGACAUUUUAAGUCAUUUGGUUUUUGGCCCACUUUAAGGACAUUACUGGACCUUUGCUAAACCCUAUUCAAUUAGCUUAUCAAGCAAACAGGUGCAUGGAUAAACUUCCUGAAACACGCAACUGAACACACACACAACUGUGGAGAUGAUCGCAGACUUUAGGAUAAACCUCCCUGCACUCCCCCUACUCACCAUCAUAUACAGCACGGUGUCAUUCGGUUUCCUGGGCAUGACCAUCUCUCAGGACCUGAAAUGGGAAACUCACAAAGUUUUUUCUUGCCACCAAGAGUUAAAGACUGUUAAACUUUUGGUAAAAUAAGCACUCAUCACUGUCACUUUUUAGUUAUCUGAACAAUCACAGUGAAGGAGGGGCGGGACUAGGGCUGCAUGAUAAAUCACAUGCAAUUGUCAUGCGCAUCUUGUCAGUAAAGCUGGUUCUGUGAUUAGUAGUUAAUCUCCAUCUCUCCAUUAAGUGUGCUCAGAUGGAAUGGACUUUAAUACACAGAGCCGUAGUUCGCUGACCAGCUAUGCAAUAUCGAGUUCAUAAUCGCAGGUUAAAAAAUAAUGCUUGGAGAAACAUUUCAUUAGGGAUUCGUCUGUCAUACUGCUUCAGCAUAUAUUCCAUAUCAUACCAACCACAACGUUUAA